Molecule: messenger RNA, 933 nt
Organism: Eublepharis macularius
Lineage: Eukaryota; Metazoa; Chordata; Lepidosauria; Squamata; Eublepharidae
Product: olfactory receptor 5B21-like
Exons: 1
Coding region: 1-933 (310 amino acids)
Biological process (GO): G protein-coupled receptor signaling pathway
Cellular component (GO): membrane
Molecular function (GO): G protein-coupled receptor activity; olfactory receptor activity
Source: RefSeq, a predicted model, not a curated record
AUGGAAAUGGAAAAUCAAACAGAGAUUGCUGAAUUCAUUCUCCUUGGAUUUGGAGAUCUCCUUUCCUUGCAAAUCCCCCUGUUCCUGCUCUUCCUAACAAUCUACAUUGUGACCAUGUCUGGGAACCUUCUCAUAGUUGUACUAAUUGUAGCUGAUCAUCAUCUUCACACACCCAUGUAUUUUUUCUUAGGAAACUUGUCUUGCUUGGAAGCUUGUUACAGUUCAACUAUCUUGCCCAGGAUGCUGUACAGUCUCAUAUGUGGGGAUAAGAACAUUUUCGUUAGGAUCUGCAUCAUGCAGUAUUUUUUCUUUGGUGGUUUGGCUGGCACAGAAUGUUAUCUUUUAUCUGUAAUGUCAUAUGACCGGUAUUUAGCAAUAUGUAUACCUCUGCAUUAUGCAGCGCUUAUGAACAGUAGGGCUUGCCGACGUCUGGCAUGUGGAUCUUGGCUAAAUGGUUUUUUUGCUAGUACCAUGGUAACAUUGUUUAUGUCACAGCUAACUUUCUGUGGCCUGAAUGAAAUCAACCAUUUCUUCUGUGACUCGUCUCCUAUUCUAAAACUAUCCUGUAGUGAUACACAACUUAUUUCUAUAUUGAUAUUUCUUCUGUCAUCUGCAUUCACUCUUCCUCCUUUUGUCCUAACAUUGACUUCUUAUGUAUAUAUCAUUUCUAAAAUCUUUAGAAUUUCAUCCGCAGCAGGAAGGCAAAAGACCUUCUCUACAUGUUCCUCUCAUCUCACAGUGGUGACCAUUUUCUAUGGGACUCUCAUGAUGGUGUACAUGUUGCCAGAAACCAAUGAAUUUACAGAUCUGAACAAAGUCUUCUCUGUCUUUUAUACCAUUGUGACACCCUUGGUGAACCCCCUCAUCUACAGCUUGAGAAAUCGAGAAGUCAAGGAAGCCCUCAGAAGAAUUAUUCCUAAGUGUGGGAUAUAG